GUGCAGCGGCGUCCGCGUCAAAGUUCUUCCACUUUAACAUUCGGUUGCGCGCCGUUGUACGAGACGGUCGCACAAUUUUCGUGCCAUAAACAUCGUAAUUUUUUUCAUUUAUUUACGUCUAAACGCAUCAGACGCCACACCUCGAAUACGAACCCAGCAACUGCCCAAUACAAUUAAAUAGUUGAAACCAACAACAAAAUAACCGAAUAGCUGCCAAAUAUCCCGUACACGCACACACACGCGUGCGCGCACACAAACACACAAACGAUAUGGGAUCAACGGGAUCCCAAACGGCCGCGACGUUGCGGCAGCGACACGCGCUGUCGCUGCUCUGGCGCCUCUUCGCCGUUGUCCUCGUUCUGAACGCCUGCCAUGUACCGCUGCUGAAUGCCAAGCAAAUCUCAAACCUCGAGGACAAUGACAAAAUGUUUUUCGAUGUGGAGGAUCAGACGCCAUUCACGGGGUCUGACAACCUGCAGUCGUAUGCGCCUCUGAUCGAUGACUCCCCCGUGGAGGGCAACUGGUUCCAUCAGGGCGUCAAGCGUGUGCGUCGCGAGCUCACCCGGCUCUUUGGCAACAGCGAUGUCCAUCACAGGCAGAAGCGCGCCAAGAAUCCGGCUGUGCAAAAGGCCAAGCGACAGAAUCGUAUGAUGACCCGGAAGCGGGCAUCCGACGAUUAUGAGAGCGAAAUUGGCUCCGGAACCUAUGGCGUGGAGACCGUUAUAUACCGCACACGAUUCACCGUCAACGAGCCGUACUCGAACGACUUCAGUGAUAAACAGAGCGAGCAGUUCCUCAAUCUAACCGAGGAGAUCAGCCUGGGACUGCGCGAUCUCUUCCGGCGCAGCUACGAGAACGACGACGAUGAAGUGGACUUGCGCAGCACUUUGCUGCAAGUCGGGCCCACGAACGACAAGUACAAGAGCUAUGUGAUCGUCAACCUGGAGAUUCCCACCAAUGUGGUUGAUUUUGAGAGUAAGCUGCGCGAACAGCUGCAGAACUAUAAUCGCAUUGGCAACCAGAGCGCCUCCCUGGACGACGAUUUCUACUUCCGCUUGACACUGGAUAACCAGUGCAGCAAUCCGCGGGAAUUCGAUAUUGAGGAAUUCACCUGCGAGUCCGGCGAAAUCGAGAGCAUACCCUGUGCGAAAAUAUGCAAUCAGCGUGCCGACUGUGACGACGGCUCCGAUGAGAGCGAGGAGAUGUGCCUGAAUCGCCGCUUUCCGAAUCCCUAUGCAGCAUCGAAGGGUACGCAGAGCCCGUCCUAUGCGGAUAGGGACAACGAUGCCGACAAUGACGUGGAUGCAGUUGAUGAGGAUGGCGAUUUGGAUGAUGAUGGCGAUGCGGAUGUCGAUGGUGAUGCCGAUCUGGAUGAGGAUCAAUGCUUGUCAUUGGAUCAGCCAUUCCAGUGCAUCAGCGGCCGGCCAUAUCAGAUUUCCUGCGCAGACAUCUGCAACGGCUACAACGACUGCGAAGAUGGCUCCGAUGAGAACCAGGAGAUGUGCGAUCGCCGCAACAAUCCCGGUCUCUACAAUAAGAAUGUCCCCGACUGUGAGGAGGACUUCCAGUGCGAGUCGGGUGACAAGCUGAGCACAUCCUGUCACAAUGUCUGCAAUGGCCGCGCCGAUUGCGACGAUGGCUCCGAUGAGGAUCCCGCCCGCUGUGCCGGUCGCCCUACCCAGGCCACCAGCAGCAAUUCCAGCGGUACCCGCCAGGAUUACUGCGUCAAGGAUGCGUUCUUCCAAUGUCGCAGUGGCUCCAUCCCGAAUAUACCCUGUUACGAUAUCUGCAAUGGGCGCGUUGACUGUGACGACGGCUCCGAUGAGGAGGCCGAUCUAUGCCGUCAAAACGUUCUCACCUUAGAGCCAACUUGCACCGGCGAGGGCGAGAAUCGAGUGUGCCAAUAUGCCCGUCCCAACAAGGAUCCUAACGCCCCUGAAACGCCUGAACCAACAGACGAAGAAGAUGGCUCCGGCGAACCAGAGUGCCGCGGCGAUGCGACAUUCUUCUGUUACCGCUCCAAAACGCGCGUUUGCGACGAAAUGACAUGCGAUUCGAAAAAAGACUGUCCGCACGGCGAAGAUGAGGAGGAUUGCGCCAAGGUUUGCACCGAUGAAGAGUUCAAGUGCGACGAUACCUGUUUGCCCCUGCAAAUGCGUUGCGAUGGCCAAACGCAAUGUAGGGAUCAGACUGACGAGGCUGGCUGCCCCCCGAAAGACAUUGAGCAGCCCGAUAUCGAUCAAGACCAAGAUCAAGAUCAAGAAAAUGAACACGAACAAGAGCCAGAUAGAGAUCGUGAACAAGAUCGUCCGCGCAUACCCGACUCCCCGCCACAAGAGUGCAACGCCAAUGAGUACAGAUGCCGCAAUGGAAAGUGUAUCGAUAACAGCAAAGUCUGCAACUAUGUCGUGGAUUGUGCCGAUGGCGAAGAUGAGGGCGAUGACUGCCCCGCCGCCUGCAGCGGCAUGGAGUAUCAAUGUCGCGAUGGCACCCGCUGCAUCAGCGUCAGCCAGCAAUGCGAUGGCCACGCCGAUUGCAGUGAUGCCGACGAUGAGGAGCAAUGCGAUGGAAUUGUGCCAAGGCUGCGCUACACGUGCCCCAAGGGCAAAUUCACCUGUCGCGAUCUCAGCUGCAUUUCGAUCGUGCAUCGCUGCGAUGGACGCGCCGAUUGUCCGCACGAUCGCUCCGACGAGGAGGGCUGCCCCUGUCUGUACGACAAAUGGCAGUGCGAUGAUGGCACUUGCAUUGCCAAGGAGCUGCUCUGCAAUGGCAAUAUCGAUUGCCCCGAGGAUAUAUCCGACGAGCGCUAUUGCGAUGGUGGCUACGAUGCCGAUCAGUGUCUGUACAAUGAGUUCCGCUGCAGGAACGGUGAGUGCAUACCGAUGCGUCAGGUGUGCGAUAACAUCUACGAUUGUAACGAUUAUACAGACGAGGAAGACUGCGAUCCGAACGAUAUCGGAAACAACAUCGAUGACGAUGUGAUCGAUCGUGAUGGUAUUAUACGCCAAUAUGGAGACCAUCGCCAUCCUCCGCCGGCUCCUGGCCGCGAUAACGAGAGAAAUAGACAUAACGAUGGCUUGCACAAGCUCGAUGCGGAAGAGUACGAGCUGUACUAUCCGCAGGAUCAUUACGCAAAAGCAACUCCCCAAAAGCCGUGCGAUGCCGAUCACUUCAAAUGCCAGAAUAACGUUUGCAUUCCGAUCCGCUUACGCUGCGAUGGGUUCCACCACUGCAACGAUCGGAGUGACGAAGCUGAUUGCGAUCGAUAUAGGCCUCCAACAACCACCAGGCGACCCGUAACGCUUGCGCCCACGCGCUAUCCCUGGGUAACAUAUGGGCCCGCCCCACUGGAGCGACUGACAACGGCUGCGCCGCCAUUAUUUAGAGUAACACCGGCUGCCACGCGUCCCACCACUAACCCAAUACCAAUAACAACGAGAGGAGUUGCAUCGAACAGCUCAUCAUCAUCAUCAUCAUCGUCAUCACCAUCAUUGGGCAGCAAUUGCCUCGAAAACAUUGAAUUCGCGUGUCACAAUCGCGAUUGCAUUCCGAUUGAGAGCGUCUGCGAUGGCAUUCCCGACUGCCAAGAGCACGAGGACGAGGACUAUACGCUCUGCAAUUGCAGCGCUGACAAGUACAAAUGUGUGAGGGGCGGCGGUUGCAUACCCAAGACUCAAGUCUGCGAUGGCAAAUCUCAGUGCCGCGAUGGUAGUGAUGAGAGCGCAUGCCACUUUCAUGCCAAAUUUAAUCUGAGCCGCCCGAUCGUCGAAUGCCAGAGCUUUCAAUAUCAAUGCGGGGACGGAAGCUGCAUUUCUGGCUAUAAGCGCUGCAAUGGCAUCACCGACUGCGCUGACAGCGCCGAUGAGUACAACUGUCUGAUCAAUUACGAUACGAACUACGACAGUGACUCAGACACAGACAAUGAUAAUGAUCCCUUGAAUGAGUGCGAUCUGUACUACUUUGAAUGUGACUUUGGUCAGUGCAUACCCUUAGAGAAGAAGUGCGACGGCUAUGCGGACUGUCAAGAUGAAACGGAUGAGCUCGAUUGUCCGGCCUUUACAGAGCAUUGUCUAGAGCACGAAUUCGAGUGCGAUGAUUACUGUAUACCGCGCGAUCAGCUCUGCGACGGUAUUGUCAACUGCAACGAUGGCAACGACGAACGCAACUGUACAUCAUGUCGCAAUGAGGCCUAUCUCUGCAACACGGGCGAUUGCAUUGCAGCCAAGCUGCAUUGCAAUGGCAUCGCGGACUGUUCCGAUGGCAGCGAUGAGCUCAACUGUGGUAGCAGCUGUGCGAUAAAUCAAAUCGCCUGUAACGGCGCCUGCCUCGAUUGGUCGCUGCGCUGCGAUGGUAUACGCGAUUGCGACAAUGGCGUCGAUGAGCUCGAUUGUCCGGCUGGCAGCAAGCAUUUUAGAAAUACAACAGUUAGGAAAUGCCAACCAUAUCAAUGGCAGUGCUCAAACUCUGAAUGUAUUAACGCCGAUUUUUUGUGUGACAAACAUGCCGAUUGCACGGACGAAUCGGAUGAAUUGCCGAGUAGAUGCUUGGGACAGGCCACCGAUCGAUUGACCGCGAAUGACUGCCGACGAGAUCAGUUCUUUUGCGAUGAGUCGUGCUUUGAUCGUUCGAUAUUGUGCGACGGAAAUAUCGAUUGCAUCGACCGCAGCGAUGAGCGCGACUGCCAUUUGCAUACCACACGUCAUCCAUUGUAUCCGCCACUACCCUGUCCACAGCACACGUGCCCCAGUGGCAGAUGCUACACGGAAAGCGAACGCUGCGACGGUCGUCGCCAUUGCGAAGACAGCUCCGAUGAGGCCAACUGCUGCGCUUCGGAUCAGUUCCGUUGCCGGGAUGGGAAUUGUGUGUCCCAGGACGACGUCUGCAAUGGAAUCAGACAGUGCAUGGAUGGCUCGGACGAGGAGAACUGCGACAUACUGCAAUGCCAGCAUAAUCAGUUCCGCUGCCGGAACGGACAGUGUGUGAGCCUGACCGCUCGGUGCAACGGCAAGACCGAUUGCCAGGAUAGCUCCGAUGAGAGCAAUUGUGGUCAUCAACAUUUAGCUAGCUACAGGCCUGCAUCGCCAACAACCACCACCACCACCACCGCCACCACAACGACAACCACAACGGUGGCGCCAACGACAACUACAGUGCUGCCUGUGGGGCCAUUGCGCAUUAUUUGCCCACCCACCGCGUUCCGGUGUGAGAAUGGUCCUUGCAUAGCGCUCACAGCGCGCUGCAAUGGUGUUAUCGAUUGUCCGUUCGAUGCCAGCGAUGAGCUGGACUGUGAGCCCAUCACUAAUGAAAUCGAUACAUCCGAUACCUCUCCUGCUGGUCGCAGCCAGUUGAACCUGAAGACCUACCCGGACAGCCAGAUCAUCAAAGAAAGUCGCGAGGUCAUCUUCCGCUGCCGUGACGAGGGUCCAGCCCGUGCCAAGGUCAGGUGGACACGCCCCGGCGGUCGCCCAUUGCCUGUUGGCUUCUCCGACAAGGGAGGACGUCUGGAAAUACCCAACAUACGCGUGGAGGACUCUGGCACCUAUGUGUGCGAAGCUGUUGGCUACCCGAGCUACAUUCAGGGCCAACAAGUGACCGUCCAUCUGACUGUCGAACGCUUCAAUAUCGACGAACACGAACGCCCACCGACAGCCUGUACCGAAUACCAGGCGACCUGCAUGAACAGCGAAUGCAUUGACAAGUCGGAGAUUUGCGAUGGCGUGCCCAACUGCUCGGAUGGAUCCGAUGAGCACCGAUGCAGCCACGGACGCAGAUGCCAGCCCAAUCAGUUCUUGUGCAGAAACACCAAAUGCGUGGAGCGCACAUGGCGCUGCGACGGCGAAGACGAUUGCGGUGAUAAUUCCGACGAAGAGUCCUGCGAUCCCGAGCCCAGUGGUGCGCCCUGCCGCUACGACGAAUUCCAAUGCUCCACCGGUCACUGUGUACCCAAGAGCUUCCACUGCGACGGCAUCAACGAUUGCCGUGAUGGCAGCGAUGAGUUCGGCUGCACGGACCCGAAGCCACUGAGAAAACCACCACCGAUGCAGUCGUUGCUGGAGGGACAGUCCUUGAACUUGACUUGCACGGGUACGGGUGUGCCAGUUCCGACGAUCAUUUGGCGUCUCAACUGGGGUCAUGUGCCUGACCAGUGCACGUUCACGAGCUCGAACGGUCGCGGUGAUCUCUAUUGCCCCAACAUGCAGUACAAGGACAGCGGCGCCUACUCUUGCGAAAUAAUGAAUACGCGCGGCACCAUCUUCGUAACGCCCGAUACCAUAGUGAAGGUGAUACCUGAUCGCAAUCAGGUCUGUGAGGCUGGCUUCUUCAAUAUGCUGGCACGUUCCACCGAGGAGUGCAUCAAGUGCUUCUGCUUCGGUGUGGCCAGCUCCUGCGAUAGCGCCAAUCUGUUCACCUAUGCCAUACAGCCACCAAUCCUGUCGCACCGCGUCGUCACCGUCGAUCUGACGCCCUAUCAGCAGAUCGUCAUCAACGAGGGCAGCGGACACUCUCUGCUUACGCUCCAUCAUGGUGUGCAGUUCCGUGCCUCCGACGUGCAAUACAAUAGCCGCGAAACACCCUACCUGGCCCUGCCCAGCGAGUACAUGGGCAAUCAGCUGAAGUCCUAUGGCGGCGAGCUUCGUUAUGAGGUCAACUAUUUGGGCAGUGGACGUCCCAUUUCUGGACCCGAUGCCAUCAUCACCGGCAACGGUUUCAUACUCACCAAUCGCGUGCGCACCCAGGCCAACAUACUGAACAAGGUGAAGAUCAGCUUCCUGCCAGGCAAUUGGCUGAAGCCCGACGGUCGCAAGGCCACACGGGAGGAGAUCAUGAUGAUACUGGCCAAUGUGGACAACAUUCUGAUACGUCUCGGCUAUAUUGAUUCGGUGGCACGCGAAGUGGAGCUAACCAACAUUGCCAUGGACUCGGCUGGCACCACGGAUCAGGGUCUGGGAAGUGCCUCGCUGGUUGAGAAAUGUAACUGCCCACCUGGCUAUAUUGGGGAUUCAUGUGAAAGCUGUGCACCUGGAUUUGUACGCCAGCCGGGCGGUCCCUGGCUGGGUCGCUGUGUACCCUUCGUGCCCGAGCUCUGCCCGGCCGGCACCUUCGGUGAUCCGCGCCAUGGAAUACCCUGCAGCGAGUGCCCCUGCCCGCACACCGGCACCAAUAACUUUGCCAACGGCUGCAAGCUAAGUCCCGACAACGAUGUCAUCUGCAACUGUCACGAGGGCUAUGAGGGCAGACGCUGUGAGAGCUGUGCCGCCGGUUAUCAGGGUAACCCAUUGAUUCCGGGCGGUGCCUGCCACAAGACACCCGAAUCGCAGUGCAACAUCGAGGGCACCUACAACCAGAACGCCGAUGGCAGCUGCGACUGCAAGGCCCUGGUCACCGGAGAUCGUUGCGACACCUGUGCACAGAACAGCUUCCACUUGAAUUCCUUCACCUAUUCCGGCUGCAUUGAGUGCUUCUGCAGCGGCCUGCAGGCGGAGUGUACCAGCACCUCGUGGUAUCGCGAGCAGGUCAGCAGCAGUUUCGGCCACUCUCAUGUGCCACAUGGCUUCCAGCUUGUGCGCGACUACACGCUGGCCAGCCCUCAGUCCGUGCCCUUCGAUACGCUUUCCAAUGAGAUUAGCUUCAGGUCCGGUUCGGAAUACAGCGCCGACACCCUGUACUGGAGCCUGCCCGCCCCCUUCCUGGGCAACAAACUGACCGCCUAUGGCGGACGUCUCAACUACACCCUCAGCUACAGCCCACUGCCCGGCGGCCAGAUGUCGCGCAACAGCGCACCCGAUGUGGUCAUCAAGAGCGGCGAGGAUCUAACCCUCAUUCAUUUCCGCAAAGCAGCCGUCAGUCCCAGCACCUCGAACUCAUACGCCGUGCCGAUCAUUGAGAGCGCUUGGCAGCGCAUAGACGGCGAAGCCACCAAUCGCGAGCAUCUGUUGAUGGCGCUCAGCAAGAUCGAUGCCAUCUACAUCAAGGCCACCUACACCACCAGCACCAUGGAGGGAUCCCUCAAGCAGGUCGUCAUGGACGUGGCCACCUCAAAUGGCUACGGCACCCAGCGCGCCCUUGAAGUGGAGGAAUGCCGUUGUCCCCAGGGCUACAUUGGACUAUCCUGCGAGCGUUGCGCACCCGGCUACAAGCGCAAUGUCGAAGGCGGCCUCUACCUGGGCUUGUGCGAGCCUUGCGAGUGCAAUGGUCAUUCCACGCAAUGCGAUGCCGAAUCUGGCGAGUGCCUGAGCUGCGCUGACAACACCGAGGGCGAGAACUGUGAUCGCUGUGCCGCCGGCUAUGUGGGCGAUGCCACUCGUGGCACGCCCUAUGACUGCCAGCCGGACAACAAUGGGCCACAGCCGCCGCAACCGCCCCAGCCGACGCCAGACGAUCAGCGCGAAUGCCAAUGGUGCAACAGAGACGGCACAGAGGAUUGCCGCAACGGUGUCUGCUACUGCAGGCGCAACGUGGUCGGCGCACGCUGCGACCAGUGCCGUCCGAACACCUUCGGCCUGGCCUCCAGCAAUCCGGACGGAUGCAAGGACUGCUUCUGCUCGGGCCAUUCGUCUCAGUGCCGUUCCGCCGUGGCUUAUCGCCAGCUAAUCGCCAUCGACUUCAUUAGCAACAAGGCUCUGAUCACGGACGAAUACGGACAGCAAAUGGAAAUGGACGAUAGCAACCUCAAAAAGGACAUUCCCACCAACAUGUACACCUACACCUAUCCGUCGUACUCGACCAAGUACUGGAGUCUGCGCGGCAAUGUCCAAGGCAACCAACUGCACGCCUAUGGCGGCUACUUGAAAUAUACCCUGGUCGCCGAGUCCUUCGGCGACUAUCAGCCCGGCAACGAUGUGGUGCUUAUUGGCAAUGGCGUGCGCCUGGUCUGGUCCCGACCGGCGAAGGAUUCCCAGCUCAACGAGUACAGUGUGCGCCUCAGCGAGGAGGAGCAGUGGCUGCGCUUGGACAGUGGCAGCGCCGUACCCGCCUCCCGACACGACAUCAUGAGCGUUCUGGUCAAUAUCGAGCAUCUGCUUAUUCGUGCCACACCCAAAAUCCCCACCACUCGCACCUCCAUUAGCGAUGUGACCUGGGAACUGUCAUUGGACGCAGAUCAGCCCGGCGCCGAGCUCGUAACGGACAUCGAGCUGUGCCAAUGCCCGGCCGGCUACACGGGCAACUCCUGCGAGAACUGCGCUCCGCUCCACUAUCGCGAGGAGAACGGCCAGUGCCGCAGCUGUCCAUGCCAGGAGGAGAACACCCAGAGCUGCUACCUGGGCAGCAGCGGCUACGUCGAGUGCCAGUGCAAGCAGAAUUUCAAGGGCGAUCGUUGCCAGGACUUCGACACAUCGCGCAUGAUUGAAGAGCCGCCCAAGCUAUGCGAUAUAUACAGGGGAUACUGUUGCAACGGCUUUCGGUUCGAUAUUGAGCCCAACGAGACAAUAUCGUAUAAUGACACUCUGCUGAUUUAUAAGGGCAACAGAGUGAUAGGAAAUAUAACGAAACUGCGCAACGGCUGCCAUCAGCGAGACUAUGGAAUACCAGAGCCAUCAACCACUGAACAGCCCGACAAUAUACGCAGUCAAAUAAUCGUAUCGAUAUCGAAGCCACAGAUCACGAUAAUGCCCGUCGGUGGCUCGAUCUCGCUGCACUGCAACGGUCGCAUGAAGUGGAAUAAUAAUCCUGUUGUCGUUAGCUGGUACAAGCAGAACAGCCAAUUGCCCAACACAGCCGAGAUCUCCGGCGGAGUUCUGCGUCUCUAUAAUAUGCAAGUGCCCGACUCUGGCGUCUACAUCUGCCGUGCUGUCAACAACCAGACCUCUCGCGCCUACGAGGACAUGGUCUCCAUAACCAUAACACCGCAUUCCCAACGCUCGCGCGCUCAGAUUGUCAAUCUGCCGCAGACGGUGACCUUCAAUGAAUACGUUCCCAACGAGAUCAACUGCGAGGUGGAGGGCAAUCCUGCACCCGUAGUCAUCUGGACCCGCAUCGAUGGCCAAGCGGACGGAAACACGCGCACGGAUGGCUCACGCUUGAUAUUCGAGUCGCCACGUAAAUCGGACGAGGGACGCUAUCGCUGCCAGGCGCGUAACGAUCUGAAUGUCGAUGAGAAAUAUGUGCAGGUCUAUGUCGUGGGUAAUGCACCGCAGCCACAGCCCCCAGCACGGGAACGGCUCUACAUACAGCCGGAGAACUACAACGGCGAGUCUGGCGACAUAAUUCGCUUCGUUUGCCAAUCGACCAGCGGCGCCCAGCUGCACUAUGAGUGGCUGCACGAUGGCUAUCCACUGAAUGUCCCGCAGUCGUCGCACGUUAUCAUUAGCGGAGAUACGCUAGAGAUUCGAGAUGCUACCACCCGGGAUAAUGGAGUCUACACGUGCGUUGGCAUCGAUUUGAGGACGCAUCGCAACUAUACCGAAGAUGCGCGCGUCUAUAUCGAAGAACGCCAACAGCCUCCCAUCGGCAAUGGCGUUGUUCCCCGUAUUGUACGACUCAAGGAGGAAUACGUCAUAUAUCAGGGAAGUGACUUGAGCAUUACUUGCGAAUCGACCGGCUCUCCCUACCCUAGCAUUAAAUGGAUGAAGGUGCGCGACUCAAUGCCCUCGAAUGUCCAAAUCACGGGCAAUGUUCUGCGCAUUCACAAUGCCAUGAUAGAGAAUCGUGGCUGGUAUGUGUGCACGGCCGAGAAUGCCCUUGGUACAGAUCAAUCAAACACUCAUAUCGAUGUUGAACCUCGGGAGCGACCGAGCGUUGAGAUAGAGCCAAUAAGGACGCUCACCGUCGGCGAACAGGGAGUACUUUAUUGUCGCGCCCAUGGCAUACCCGAGCCGACGGUGCAGUGGCGCCGCGUCGACGAUGCACCACUCUCGUCCCGACACAUCGAGCAGCACCCGGGCUACGUACUCAUCAAUGAAGUACAGUUAGCGGAUAGCGGUGACUACGAGUGCUCGGCCGUGAACAGCGUUGGACGCACCACAGGCGUUGUGACGAUACGCGUAAUAGAGCCACCGGUGAUCGAAUUGGAGCCGAACGAAUCCCUCAUACAGUACACCGAGGGCGACGAGGUGCGCAUUACGUGCAUUGCGAGCGGCACACCGAACCCGACCGUGCAAUGGGACGACCAGCCGGUUGUUUAUGCGCUGGAUAAUCGCCAGGUUGGCUCGAACACCGCCUACUUGAAUAUCAAUCGGGUGACACAGGCGGAUGCCAAGGUCUAUGUCUGCAAGGCCACGAAUGAGGCGGGCAGCGAUGAGCGGGCCGUACGCAUCGAUGUGAAGCCCAAGCGAGGUGACAUCGGUGAUCGCGAUGGCGAUGUGGAGCGCGAUCCCUAUCUGCCGCAAUACUAUCCACCCCAGCGUCCCAGCUCGGACACUCAGCGUUUCCCCACCCACCUGGGCGCUAAUGUGACCCUCACCUGCAACCUGGAUCCCUAUCUGAACACCAAAUGGACGCGCGUUGAUGGACAGCCGCUGCUGCCAAAUGCUCGCUCCGAGCACAAUAAACUGACGAUCACAUUCGUUGAGGAGCACAAUCUCGGCCAAUAUCGCUGCAAUGCCAUGGAUCAUCGGGGCACCAUUGUUACGUAUCUCGUGCGCGAAUUGGUGCGGUCGCCACUGCCACAGAUCACCUUCCGUCCCAACAUCCCACUCGAGGUGGAGGCCGAUCGCAAUGUCGAGAUCUACUGCGAUGUGAUAGGCGCCCGGCCCGAGGACGUGAAAUGGACCACCGAAAAUAACCGACCACUGCCUAGCUCCGUGCACAUCGAGGGACAGCUGUUGCGCUUCAUAGCCAUAACACCGGCCGAUGCGGGCGGCUACAGCUGCACGGCGUCGAACGAAUACGGAAACAUCAGCAAGAUCGCCCAGGUGGUUGUGCGUCCGCCGGCCACCUACACGCAGCAGCCGAUAUCGAUGCAGCAGCAGCGCCGCGAGGGCGAGAGCAUCCAGAUGCGUUGCACUGUGACGACGCAACGUGGCGAGCAGCGCUCCAACACGCAGUUCCACUGGACUCGCGAGGACCGACAGCCGCUGCCCAACAAUGCUCGCGCCGACAGCCAGAUCCUGAUAUUGACAUCGUUGCGCCUGGAGGAUGCCGGUCGCUACAUCUGCGACUCGUACGACAUCAACACCGGACAGCGCUUACCGCCCACCUACGUCGAUUUGAGUGUACAGCAAAACAAUUAUAGCUUGUAUAGGGGCGGCCAAGAUUUUCCCUGCGUUGUUCUAUAUAUAUGCGCAGAUUUCAAACUAAACAAAAUGACGCCAUCCAAACCGCUGGCCACGCCCCCGCGUGCCCCACCCCCCAGCACAUACGCCUGCCAAGCGACAGACUUCAAGUGCGUCUCCCACCCACACACGUGCAUCAAGGCGAGCAUGGUCUGCGACGGCAUCUACGACUGUACGGAUCAUUCGGACGAGUUCAACUGUAGCCGCGAUCUGGCUGCCAAGACAAUUGGCCGGCCCACAACUGGCGUGGGCCUGGGCGUAGGCGUUAGCCAUGGACCGGGCAACACUUUCAAGCGCUGGAAGAAGAGCUGGAGGAAGCAUCAGCCCUGGCAGCAGCAGGCAGAUAAACAGCAACGAGUUGGGCAGCCAAAGGCCAAAGGCUUCUUCGCGGGCAUGACCCAACCGAGCGCCUACCUGCCGCCCUCGCGGCCAACGCCCCCACCAGAGCCAGUGGUGCCACGUGACUACAGCCUGAAGCUGGAUCAGCAAUCAUCGAAAUUGCACGUUGGCGAAUCGACCGAAGUUGAGUGCUAUUCCUCGGACAACAGCUACACGGAUGUGAUCUGGGAACGUUCCGAUGGUGUGCCGCUCUCCGCCAAUAUUCAGCAAGUGGGCAACCGUCUGGUCAUCAAUCAAGUGACAGCUGCGGAUGCGGGCAACUAUGUGUGCAAAUGCCGUACGGAUGAUGGUGAUCUCUAUACGACCAGCUAUGAGCUGGCCAUCGAGGAGCAGCCCCAUGAGCUGCGUCGUCCGAAGAUCGUGCAUGCCAAUGUCGGUGAUCAAGCCCAGCUGAGCUGCGGCGCCGAUGAAAGUCGUCAGCCCACUUACCGCUGGUCACGCCAAUACGGACAAAUGCAAUCUGGACGCGAUCUGCUCAGCAGUGAACUGUCGCUGCGGGGCGUGCAGGCGAACGAUGCAGGCAGCUACAUCUGCACAGCCGUCUAUAACGAUGGCGAGUCCGUGGACUAUCCGAGCAUUUUGGUCAUCACGGGAGUCAUCCCACAAUUUAGUCAGCAGCCACUGAGCUACAUGAGUUUCCCCACUCUGCCAGACUCCUCGUUCAACUUCAACUUUGAGAUCACCUUCCGGCCGGAAUCCGCCAACGGCGUGAUCCUCUUCAAUGGCCAAACGCGUGGAGCGGGCGAUUACAUUGCGCUCUCGCUGAAGGACCGUUAUGUGGAGUUCCGUUUCGACUUUGGCGGCAAGCCGAUGGUGGUGCGCGCCGAGCAGCCCGUGGAGCUGAACGAAUGGCAUACGGCACGUGUGCACCGCGCACGUCGCGACGGCUACAUUCAGCUGGACGAACAGCAUCCGGUCGCCUUCCCCACACUCACCCAAAUACCACAGCUGGAGCUCAUCGAGGAUCUGUAUAUUGGCGGCGUGCCCAACUGGAAUCAGCUGCCCGCCGAGGCGGUGGCACACCAAACGGGCUUCGUUGGCUGCAUUAGCCGCCUAACGCUCCAGGGACGCACCAUUGAGCUCAUGAAGGACGCCAAGCUGAAGGAGGGCAUCACCAGCUGCAAGCCUUGCGCCGCAUCGCCCUGCGCCAACGGCGGCAUCUGCCUGGAAAGCCAAACGGAACUCGCCUACACCUGUGUCUGCCAGCAGGGCUGGACCGGCCGCAACUGCGCCGUCGAAGGUACCCAAUGCACUCCGGGCCUGUGCGGUGCCGGACGUUGUGAAAACACCGAGCUGGACAUGGAAUGCCUCUGCCCACUCAAUCGCACCGGCGAUCGCUGUCAGUACAUGGAACACCUAAACGAACACAGUCUCAACUUCAAGCGAAACAGCUAUGCAGCCUACAAUACACCUCGUGUAUCGCGCAUAAAUGUGACUCUAUCGCUGCGUCCAUCCAGCUUGCGGGAUGCGGUGCUGCUGUACACGGCCGAGUCGAAGCUGCCCAGCGGCGAUUACGUGGCGCUCGUGCUGCGCGACGGUCAUGUGGAGCUGAUCAUCAAUACGGCUGCGCGCCUUAAGCCUGUCGUGGUGCGCUCCCAGAAACCGCUGCCACUGCACAGAUGGACACGAGUCGAGCUGCUGCGUCGCCAGGGCGAGAGCAUUCUGCGUGUGGGCGAUGAGCCGGAGCAGAGGGCCAAGGCGGCCGGUGCACCACGCACCCUCUCGCUGAAGACGCCGCUGUAUGUGGGCGGCUAUGAUCGGGCCACGGUCAAGAUCAAUCGGGAUGUGAACAUCACCGAAGGCUUCGAUGGCUGCAUUUCGCACCUCUACGACUCGAUGCGUCCCAUCCAAUUGCUGGCUGCCAUCAAGGAUGCGGCCAACCUGCAGAAUUGCGGCGAGCUCAAUGAGAUCGGGAGCAACGACUUCGAUGGCGAGCUACCCGCGGUGCCUGUGGCUCCGACAAGCAACAGUCGCGUCGCGGAGGAGCAGCAGCCCUAUGCGAUGUCGCCCUGUGCCAACGAGCCCUGCGAGAACGGCGGCACCUGCCAGGAGGUGGAGCAGCAGGCGAUCUGCGCCUGCAGCCUGGGCUACAGCGGCAAGCACUGCGAGGAGCACAUCCAAGUGAGCUUCAAUGCCUCGUUCCGCGGCAAUGGGUACCUGGAGGUGGAUCGCAGCCAGUUUAGCUCGGAGAUAGACCAACAGUACACCUCGGCAGUGGUGGUGUUCUCCACCAGCAAGCCCAACGGCCUGCUGCUCUGGUGGGGCCAGAAAUCUGGAGAGGAAUUCACCGGCCAGGACUUCAUAGCCCUCGCCGUCGUCGAUGGCUUUGUGGAGUACGCUCUGCGCCUGGACGGCGAAGAGGUGGUCAUACGCAAUGGCGACACGCCCGUGGACGAUGGCCAGCGCCAUAUAGUGCUUGUGAAGCGUGCGGACAACACUGCCAUACUCGAGGUCGAUCGCAUAUCCGACUCCGGCGAGACGCGACCCACCAGCAAAAAGGAGAUGCAUCUGCCGGGCAAUGUGUUCAUUGGUGGCAUUCCGAACAUUUCACGUUUCACGGGCAAACGCUAUACGCACAACUUCAACGGCUGCAUUGUCUUUGUGGAGGGCGAUGCCGUUGGCCAGGUCAAUCUGGGCAAGGCCUCUGUCAGUGGCGUCAACGUGGAUACCUGUCCUGUUAACGAUGAGGCCCUGGGUGGCACCGAACCACCUGUCGUUUGAGGCAAUAUACCAAGCACAACAGCAACAACAACAA
Messenger RNA from Drosophila mojavensis, 15366 nucleotides. RefSeq names its product basement membrane-specific heparan sulfate proteoglycan core protein (gene trol). The record is from RefSeq and is a predicted model, not a curated record. Bases 270 to 15332 code for a protein of 5020 amino acids. Gene Ontology annotation, cellular component: plasma membrane. NCBI's taxonomy places the organism in Eukaryota, Metazoa, Arthropoda, Insecta, Diptera, Drosophilidae. The transcript is spliced from 50 exons. Gene Ontology annotation, molecular function: protein binding.